Messenger RNA from Momordica charantia (bitter melon), 1878 nucleotides. RefSeq names its product CBL-interacting serine/threonine-protein kinase 5. Gene Ontology annotation, molecular function: protein serine/threonine kinase activity; ATP binding. The record is from RefSeq and is a predicted model, not a curated record. NCBI's taxonomy places the organism in Eukaryota, Viridiplantae, Streptophyta, Magnoliopsida, Cucurbitales, Cucurbitaceae. Gene Ontology annotation, biological process: protein phosphorylation; signal transduction.
UAGUGAGUAAAAUGUGGUGGGAGCGGAUAGCAGCUUUCCAUCCAUUUUGACGCUUCUACCCCUGGGUCUUCUUCUUCUUCUUCCAUAUAAAAACAAUGGUAACGGAUCCUUUCUGUGUGCUCCUGGAAAGUAUCAGGAAUCACGGCGGCUCCCUGUUUUCUUUCUUUUUUGUCUCUUUCUUCUACAGUUUAAUUGCUCUCCCAUUCUUCAGCCUUUGUUCCUCCUUGAAGUCAUCUAUUAUCUCACUGAUGGAAUCCAUUAUCGGAAUCAGCAUCUCCGACGUCAUUUCCUGGAUUCCAUUGCUGUAUUCGUCCGUGAAUGUAAGUGAAUCUCUUGUCUAGAUUCCGAUUGAUUUUACUGGAAACGUUGUGUGUGUAGAGGAAUUAAGUGAGAGAUUUAGAGGCCUAGAGAUUCUGUGUUAUAAUGGAGGAGAGGCAUGUUCUGUUUGGUAAAUAUGAGAUUGGGAGGUUACUUGGGAAGGGGACUUUUGCUAAGGUCUAUUAUGGUAAAGAAUUGGAGUCUGGCGAAAGUGUGGCGAUCAAGGUGAUUAACAAGGACCAGGUCAAGAAGGAAGGGAUGAUGGAACAGAUCAAGCGUGAGAUCUCCGUGAUGCAUCUCGUUCGCCAUCCGAACAUCGUUGAGUUGAAGGAAGUAAUGGCGACUAAGACGAAGAUCUUCUUCGUCAUGGAUUAUGUUCGCGGCGGCGAGCUAUUUUCCAAGGUUGCCAGAGGUAAACUCAAGGAAGAUGUGGCUCGCAAGUAUUUUCAGCAGUUAAUCAGCGCCGUCGAUUACUGUCACAGCCGUGGAGUCUCUCACCGUGAUUUGAAGCCGGAGAAUCUAUUGCUGGACGAGAACGGAGAUCUCAAGAUCUCCGACUUCGGACUCUCCGCCCUACCAGAACAGCUUCGGAACGACGGCCUUCUCCACACGCAGUGCGGUACUCCGGCGUAUGUCUCACCAGAAGUACUAAAAAGAAAGGGCUACGACGGGGCAAAAGCCGAUAUCUGGUCUUGCGGUGUGAUUUUGUAUGUUUUACUGGCAGGAUUCCUUCCAUUUCAGGACGAGAACAUCAUCACUAUGUAUAAGAAGGUUUUCAAGGCCGAAUUCGAAUGUCCGCCAUGGUUCUCCGCCGAAGCCAAGCGGUUAAUUUCAAAGAUACUCGUUGUAGAUCCAGGAAGACGAAUCACAAUCGGAGCAAUCACGCGCGUUCCUUGGUUUCGGAAAGACUUCUCCAGAUCGCUCUCGUUCACGAUGAAAGAAAUCAUCGCAGCGAAAACAGAGGACUCCGAUUCCGAUUCCGAGAGUUCGAAACUGUCGACGCCAAAAUUCUUCAAUGCGUUCGAGUUAAUUUCGUCGAUGUCGUCCGGAUUCGAUCUGUCGAGCUUGUUCGAGAACGAAAGGAAGAGCGGAUCCAUGUUCACAUCUCGAUGCUCGGUGUCGACGAUCAUGGAGAAGAUCGAGACGGUGGCGAAGAGACUGAGCUUCAAGGUAUCAGAAGUGAAAGACUUCAAGCUACGGCUGCAAGGUCCGACGGAGGGACACAAAGGAAAGCUAUCUGUGACGGCGGAGGUAUUCGAGAUAGCGCCGGAAGUUGCCAUCGUCGAAUUUUCGAAGUCGUCCGGCGAUACUUUGGAAUAUUCGAAGUUCUGUGAAGACGACGUCCGGCCUGCGCUGAAAGACAUCGUUUGGACGUGGCAAGGUGAUUGUACCCCUAACGCUGACGGACGUAACGGUCAAUUUGACGGUGACGGAUUUUUCUGAAAAGGAAGAAACGGUGAUUACGGGCACAGCCUGGGAAAAUUGUUUCUGUUUUACUUUAACUGUUUUUUUCCCCUUUUUAAACGUAAAUUACCUUCCAGAGGGAAAAGGGUUGUGUUC